UACUGGUAACAUUGAUGAACUAUUUUCAAAAACUUGUUUUGGUUAUUAGAUUUUGUAAAAAAUAAUUACAACACUUUUUCCACACGCUUGAAUGAAUCGUAAUAUUAUGAUUGAUUGUUGAUAAGUGCUCAACUGUAGAAAUUUGUUAAGUGAUAAUUGUACAGUGCCUCGUCUUUUGAGAGGCUAAACAAGAGAUAUGGAUGGCCCCGGAAUGAGUUUGUUUCAAGGUGCAGCGAGUAUUCACAUAAACAAUAGUGCUCAAGACAGACUAGAGGAACAGGAGGAACUGGAAGACCAGAAACGAAGGAAUGAGGAGUUGAAACAUAAGCUGGCUAAUGCCUUCGAUGACCUGUUGGACGACGAUGAGGCUAGCUCAGUCAACAGUAGUGGCAACUAUACACUGGAUCCAGCUCAAAGCAAUGGAGUCCAACAAACAAGGACGGGUUUGCCACCAACUUACGUGGAGUCUCUAAACCACUUAAAAGAGAAUCAACAUGGUUCAGAAUCACCCAAGUUGUACUGUGAGACUCCCAAAAACCAUGUUGGCCACAUGAGACAUCAGGAGGAAGCUUUGAAAGCACAAUUUAGUCCCUAUGGAGCUGGUGAUGGUCAAAACCAUUAUUUCCAACAAGAAUUUAGAGGUCACAUGAAUGGCAUAAACAACUGUGACAGACAGGAAUACAUGAACAAUGAACAACUUAAAGUUAUGUAUGACAUCCGAGUAAAAGAAUGUCAGCAGUUAGCUGGGCAGUUGCAGAAGCUGGACACUGAGAUAGACAGCUUACGCGCUCGUCUCGCUGCCGCCAUCAAUGACAGAGACAAGGUUGAGUUGUCACUUCAGGAAGCUCAUCAUUUGCUUGCAUCAAGUAAGCACAAAAUUAUUGAGCUGGAGCAACAAGUAACAGCCCUGACUGAGAAGUUGGUGGAAAGUGACCAAGAGAAGGAGCAGCUCAAAUUGGAACUCCGCUCAGCUAAUAUUAGCCUACAGGAUGUACAGCAAAGACUUCAUACUCUACAGGUGGCCCAUACACAUGACACCGAUGCUUUAUUCAGGGAACAGCAAGAUAGACAUCGUGAUGAAAUGGAAAGACUACAAAACGAUUUGACUAAAGCUAAAAAUAGACUAGACGAAAAAGACAACGAAAUAAAGGCACUAGAACGACGAUGUAUGGAGAAAGACAGGGAAAAGGAAGACAUUUUGAUAGAAAAAGGCACCACUAUAAACAGAUUAGCCAGUGAACUAGAGGCUGCACAGAGUAGACUUGUGAAUGGAGAGACAACAAAGCUUAAAGAAAAAGUGUCUCAACUAACUACUGAAAGAAAUGCAGCUAGAGAACAAGUGAAGGAGAUGGGUUCCAAGCUAGAGUUGACGGCACAUGAGUUAGUUCUAUACAGAAACAAACUAGCUGGCACACAGAAGGAAUAUGAACACUGGAGAACAACACUACACCAAAUUCUAAUGGAGUCUUUGCCUGAAAACACUUAUAUUGGUGAACCACCAUCUCCAGGAAAAUUGUCAACUCUCAAAGAAGUUUUGAGCAGAUACAAAAUACAGAUGCAAAAGUUAUCGACAUUACAGGAAGAAAUUAGUAAAAGGGAUAAAAAGAUAGAACAGCAUCGCAAACAAGAAUUGGAUCUUCGGGCGAAAUUCGAUGAGCAGAAAGGUCUAGAGAUGCAGCUCAACUCUCGUAUGGCGGUGUUACAGAACAAGCUCGAGUUACUCGGCAGUAGCUCUGACAGUGAACUGCUAGAGAACUAUAAACAGCAGAAUAAAAGUCUACAAGCUGAACUAGAAGAAGUUAGGCGUGAAUUGAAAAAUUUGGAUCUGAAACACACUCAACUAGAAUUAGACUACGAGAAGCUCAAAUCAGAAAAAGGCAGCCGCGCGUCUAUCGUGCAAGAAGCGAAUGCAGAUUUGUUGCGCGAACUGGAACGUUAUAGCUGCCAGCUCAAAGACACGCUCAAAGAGAAUGGGGAGUUGAAAACUUUAUAUCUACAGGCAUGUAGCUCUCGCGACACAGUCUCAAGGGAACUAAAGGACUUGCAAUCAAAAAUACAAAAGGAGAAGGAACUCUACAAAUCACAAGAGACGGACUAUGUAGAGAGAAUGGAGAAGCAGAAGCAGCACAUAGAGAAGUUGAUGGCAGAGUUGAACAACUGUAAAGAGGAGUUGGAUAGAGCCAACAAGAGAAUAUCGGAGUUGCAGAGGGAGUUCACUGAUAAACAGAGAGAGUUCACUGAGAAACUUGAUAAAUACUUACAAGAUGAAAAGUCAGCUAUGCGAAAAGAGAGGGAGCCGUGUGCGCACUGUGAAAAGCAUGUGAAACAUAUCAAGUAUUUAGAUGAUCAGCUGAGCAAAUGUACUAUACGGUUGGCGUCUCAAGAAAGCAACGAAACAUUAAUGAAGGAGUUGAAAGGCAAGGCGGAGUUCUUCCAGCAGUAUAUAAUAGACCGGUUCAACAAGCUCCGGGAGCAGCGCAGUAUUGGUACUAACACGGAGGAGCGUCCCACUAGUCCGCACUCGCAGGCCUCGGAACAUUCUAGCAUUGAACAACUGGUGCAGGAUUGUGAUGAUGCUAUGGCUGCUAAGACCGCCCUGAUGAUGAAAGAGAAAGCAAUAAGAGACCAAAUAGCUGAAAAGUUUACACUAGAAAUGAAAACAGUAGAAAUGAACUGCGCGAGACGAAUUAAAAAAAUUGAGAACGAACACAUUGAGACAGUUGGUAAAAUAAAAGAACUGCUUGAGAGAAAAGCGAAGGAGGUUGAGGCGUUAAAAGAGUUUAUACUCGCAGAGAGGGCUAAAGUCACACAGAUACUGGAAUCUAAAGAAAGUGAGAUUUCAGAACUCAUUAAAGAACAUAAUGAACUACAAAACGAAUGCCAGAAAGCUAAGGACACUAUAUUGGAUUGGAAACAGAAAGCAGAGAGGUACAAAGAAAGAGCGUCACGACUCGGUUCCUUAGAAGACGUUCUAAAGCAUGAACGAGAAGAUUUCAAACAGCGAAGCAGUUCUACGAGUAAAGAAUGCACGGCAAUGAAAACGAAAAUCGCAGAAUUGCAAACGAAAAUAGCUCAAUUAGAACAAAAAUAUGAGAAGUUGCAAGCUGAACAUAAAGUUAUACAAGACAAGUACAAGAAUGCUAAGAAAACUAUUUUUACUUAUAAGGAUUAUGUAACGAAAAAGGAUGCUCACGUGAACAAUGAAAUGAAUAGAAUACAAGACGAGUACAGGAAGAUAUUCAUAAAGUUGCAGAGUCAGUUGAAUUAUCACAUCAACUGCAGGCUGCAGGAAGAGAGGAAGGGGAAACAAGCGCAGGCGCACAACUCGCAACAAACCGAUUAUACUGAUAGAAUAAACAAACUCAACGAUGAUUUCACGCGACUCACACAGUCCAACUUUAUGGACGGACCAGACUUCAAGUGACAGCGGACUGACUGGAAAUUGCGAGUCACGGUCACAACCAAACGACUACUUCAAUAUAAAACACACAACGGCCCCAACGUUUGUACUUAAUGUAGUUAUACAAACAUUUAAAGUAUUAUGAAAAGUUUUAAUAAGGAUAAUGCAUGGCAUAUUUCUCAGGGAGAACUGAUAUAACGUUAAGACUGUAUAAAAAACUAUGACAAUCGCUCAAGCCCCACAUAGUAUAAUUUUAUAGAAUUAUCAGUUUGGAUUAAAUUUAGAUACCAGAUCAUUCCAUUAACCAUUUAGUGAAUUGUUCCUGUGAUAGUUAAGUACAUUGUAGAGUAAUGAAAUGAGAACAGUAUUACACAGUAAAGUGCAAAAAUAUAUCUCACAUUCCUCGAGACAUGUCCAACUUGUAUGAUCAUGUGAACACACAGGUAAGUACUAAGUGUACCUGUUUGUAUCUAUGGCCUUUUUUAAGAAAAGACUUGUUAUAUUAAUGUAAUGUUACUUUCAAUUAUUAUUGUGUUAAAUAGUAAUAGCAAUUUCAAUUGUUUUCGUUAAGAAAAAUGACGGAAUUAUAUUUUAUUGUAUUGAAUGGAGCAAUUAUAUCUGUUAUGUAAAAAGUUUUGUAAAUAAAAGUAUCA
Spodoptera litura is the source of this 4053-nucleotide messenger RNA. RefSeq names its product chromosome segregation ATPase asterless (gene asl). The record is from RefSeq and is a predicted model, not a curated record. NCBI's taxonomy places the organism in Eukaryota, Metazoa, Arthropoda, Insecta, Lepidoptera, Noctuidae.